This is a messenger RNA of Solanum tuberosum (potato), 821 nucleotides long. RefSeq lists its product as uncharacterized. The transcript has a single exon. The coding region runs from base 82 to 600 and encodes 172 amino acids. NCBI's taxonomy places the organism in Eukaryota, Viridiplantae, Streptophyta, Magnoliopsida, Solanales, Solanaceae. The record is from RefSeq and is a predicted model, not a curated record.
CUUCUUUUACAUCAAAUUAUCCCAAAAUCUCCACAAAAAAUCAUCAAAAUUACAAAAUUUGUUCAAAAAAAAAUCAAGAAAAUGGGUUAUUACUCAGAUUCAACUGAACCCCAUUACCACAAAACACACAAAAUCUUCCUUUUUUGUAACUACAUUCUUCUUGGUGCAUCCUCUAGCUGCAUUUUCUUAACUCUCUCCCUCCGAUUAAUCCCGUCUCUCUACGGAUUCUUAUUCAUCCUCCUCCACAUCCUCACUAUAGGUGGCGCAGUCUUUGGCUGCGCCACUGUGUCAGCAUCCUCAUCUGAGGGUGCUGACAAUAAAGGGUACGGAGCACACAUGGUGUCCUCCGUACUCACAGCAAUUUUCCAAGGCUCUGUUUUCGUGCUGAUAUUCACGAAAACAGGGGAUUUCCUUGGAAAAUUGAAUUCGUAUGUUAGAGAAGAAGAUGGUGUUAUGAUUUUGAGAUUAGCCGGUGGAUUAUGUGCUUUGAUUUUUUGUCUUGAAUGGAUUGCUCUUACACUUGCAUUUUUCUUGAAAUAUUAUGCUUAUGUUGAAGGAAAUAAUGGGAAUCUUGCAAUGAAGAAUAGAGGUAAAGUUUAAGAUAAAGAAGAUGUCAAGAAUUGGCCAUGGUCAUUUCAAGUUUAAGUAGAAAAAAAAGUGGCUAUUUUUUGCAAAUGUGAAAUUCUAUUUUAUCAGUUAAUUUAUUGAUUUAAUUUGAUUUGUUGUUGUAAUUUGAUUGGAUCUUGACUUUGGAAGGUCUAUUUUAUAUUAUGUGUGUGUGUGUACUUUGUAUAAUGAAGAAAAGUGGUUAUUUUUGCAAA